Lathyrus sativus (Indian pea) is the source of this 444-nucleotide messenger RNA. NCBI's taxonomy places the organism in Eukaryota, Viridiplantae, Streptophyta, Magnoliopsida, Fabales, Fabaceae. The record is from the annotation of a GenBank genome assembly.
AUGGAAGGAAUCACAGCUGGUGCUUACAAGGGUUUAAAGGAGUACUGGGAAAGAAAAGGUUACAGAAGGAUAAACGGGUCGGGUCAUAGAAGAAGAACAAACAAGGUUGAACUUGGAGCUACCCAAACCCGAAAAGGUCGGUUUUGGAGAUGGAAGAUCAAGCUAUCACCCAAGAUCCGAAUCAACAGAAUCCCAUCUCCGAAGAAGCUCUUGAGACGGGCGAGAGACGCGUAUGUCAAUAUGAUGAUGGGUUUGGCCAACUCACGGGUCAUGACCGUGAGUGGCUCGGCCGGGGGAUUCGGUGGGGCUCUGUCAACUGGACCCACCGGAGACGCUGGAUUUAAAAGAGCCCCACCAAAAGAAUACGAUGAGAAGACGAUAAUUCAGAUCUAUAAAUCUAUUCUCAUGACGCAUGGAAAUUUAGAAGUUGCUUGCAGACAGUGA